Symbiodinium sp. CCMP2592 is the source of this 4548-nucleotide messenger RNA. Lineage: Eukaryota; Dinophyceae; Suessiales; Symbiodiniaceae. The record is from the annotation of a GenBank genome assembly.
AUGAAGCAAACCAUGCUGCUGUGGCUGAUCUUCACGAUCACGCCCCUGAGCCUGGCAAUGAAGACGGUUCCUUCAACGCUCGAAGCCCCUCAAAGAGCCAAGACCGUCACAGAGGAGAGCAUCACAGGCCAGUCGGAGGAGGAGCUCAAGGAGGAGAAGGUUCCGAAGCAGAACAAGGAGACGGGCAUGAAGUCGGAGGACCAUGGCUUUAAAGGCUUGGCCGAAAACUUGGAGUUCCUGCUGAUCAAGGUCGCCGAGCUCGAAACGGUCGUGGAGCUCCAGCAGAUCGAGCUCAACGACUUAAGGAAGGCGGAUCAGGACGGGUUGUCAUUGCUGGCGAAGAAAAGGAGGCAGCAAGAAGGCGAGAAACGGGCAAACAUCAUCUUCAAGAGAGUGCUUGAGAAGCAUCGCCGGCAACGGGAGAACAAACCGGAGUCUGAAAACACGAUCUUGCUGGAAGGCCAAGCCAAGCACGAGAUUCGGAAGGAGCUCGGCAAUGCUACCGUGUCGGGUGGUGAAAACGAGAAGCUAGUUGAUGCUGGCACCAGCGCUUUCGACUUGGUGGCAAGAUCGGUUAAGGAGGUCAAAGACACCGUAAAACGGAUCGGCUGCAGCUUUCCAGCAAUCGGUGCUCGGUUGGAUCCGUGGUGGGGAUUGCGAAUCUUGAAUCCUUCGAUCUCAUGCGGCUUCAAGCUUAUGGGGCAUACGGUAAAUCUCUUCAGCGCCGGCACCAGAUGGAUGAUAGCAAAGGGCACCCAGCUUCUUGGGAGUUUGUCCCACCAGCUCUCGGGUUGCUCAAACGUGCUGCAGUGCAUUGCCGAGAAGGUGCUUAAUGGCGACUUGCUAGACAAGAUGCAGUGGUCCAGCGUGCAAAAGCUUGGCGACUGGAUCACGAAGCCCGCGGAAGGAGGGGCGCUCCGUGGCCUGCCCAAAUUGGUGAACCUGGGCAGACUGGGCGGACAGCUCUCCGACUGCAGCACAAACAUUGUCGAGUGUAUCGCAGGAAAGGUCCUCAAUGGUGGCUUGCUACAAAUGGAUUGGUCCAGCGUGCGACAACUCGGCGGAUAUCUCACAGACCAAGCAAGAGGCCUGCCCCAAUUGGCAAAAGCAGGCAUGCUGGGCGGCGAGCUUGGGGACUGCGGCACGAAUGUGCUGCAGUGCAUUGCCAAGGAGGUGCUGAAUGGCGACUUGCUAAACCAGAUGGGCUGGUCCAGUGUGCGACAACUCGGCGGAUAUCUCACAGACCAAGCAGGAGGCCUGCCCCAAUUGGCGAAAGCAGGCAUGCUGGGCGGUGAGCUUGGGAACUGCGGCACAAAUGUGCUUCAGUGCAUUGCCAAGGAAGUGCUGAAUGGCGACUUGCUACGCCAAAUGGAUUGGUCCAGUGUGCGACAACUAGGCGGAUAUCUCACGACGCCUGCGGAGGGCUCUCAGCUUUUUGGCCUACCCCAAUUGGUGACCGCAGGUACGCUGGGCGGUGAGCUUGAGGGCUGCGCCAACAUGGUCGAGUGUAUCGCAGGAAAGGUCCUCAAUGACCAGCUACACAAGAUCGAGUGGCCCAAAGUGCAGCAACUCGGCACGUAUCUCGUCGACCAGAGAUCAGGGAAGGGCCUACCACAAUUGGCGAACGCAGGCAUGCUAGGCGGUGAGCUUGAGGGCUGCACAAACAUGGUCGAGUGUAUCGCAGGAAAGGUCCUCAAUGACCAGCUACACAAGAUCGAGUGGCCCAAAGUGCAGCAACUCGGCACAUAUCUCGUCGACCAGAGAUCAGGGAAGGGCCUACCACAAUUGGCGAACGCAGGCAUGCUAGGCGGUGAGCUUGAGGGCUGCGCCAACAUGGUCGAGUGUAUCGCAGGAAAGGUCCUCAAUGACCAGCUACACAAGAUCGAGUGGCCCAAAGUGCAACAACUCGGCACAUAUCUCGUCGACCAGAGAUCAGGGAAGGGCCUACCACAAUUGGCGAACGCAGGCAUGCUGGGCGGCGAGCUUGAGGGCUGCACAAACAUGGUCGAGUGUAUCGCAGGAAAGGUCCUCAAUGACCAGCUACACAAGAUCGAGUGGCCCAAAGUGCAACAACUCGGCACAUAUCUCGUAGACCGGAGAUCAGGGAAGGGCCAUCCACAAUUGGCGAACGCAGGCCUGCUGGGCGGUGAGCUCGAGGGCUGCACAGAAAUGGUGGAGUGCCUCGGCGGAAAGAUCAUCGACCAGGUGCCCCCCUUGAACCACCUCAGCCGCAUGGGCGACAUUCUGGCUGAUGUCCUGGAGGGAUUCGCGAAGGUAGCAGCCACGGUGGCGGGACAGGUGCUGAAGGGCGGCGGCUCCUUAAUCCAACAGGCAGCACUCUCGAAGUUCCCACCCCCCGGCGCCCCGCCUGUGGUGCACAAUUCCGGCAGCCUCGUCAUCAAGACCCAUUCCCAGCAGCACAAACCGAAGUUCUCGGCCCUGCAGACGGAGGUCACGGACGAUGGGCCCACCUUUAACUUUCACAAGGAGGCGAACAGCUACGUGUCCAAGCUGAUCACGCAGUUCAACGGCUACGAGACUGACACGAGCUCCUGCCUGGCCUUCGCCCCUAAGAACAAGACCGGGGCCCAGUCCGGGACUCACUCCCAGGCUACUGCAACCGACUGGCAGGUUCAGGACGAGGGCGACUUCGUGGCGCUGGAGCCUUGGGCCGUGCCCUGUGGAAACGAUUGGAUGAAGAAGAACUGGGACAAGUGGCAAGGCUACGCGUUUUACACGAGCGAAAAGGCCAUCGAGAGCUGCGUGACGGUGUCAUAUGGCAUCAGUGUCCAGCCGGUGGUGGCCUUCGUCGGUGGUGUGCAGUUCGAUGUCAUGCCCUCGCCGCUGGCAUCGAUAGAGACCACCGUGUGCUGGCCAACCGGCCGUGACGACUUGAGCUUGUUGCGCACAGAAAUCAAGUCUAGCGGCAUGCUCCUUUUCAGCCGGUCUCUCCGCCUCAGCAAGCGCUUCGGAAGCAACACGGACUUCGUGCCGGAGCACGUUCACGGCGCCACCUCAACGUGGCUGAAUGCCCAAAACCGUUUCAAGUCAAUCUCCAGGACGAAGCUCCUCCAGAUGGGCAGAGGCCGACGCCAGGCCCGGGACCAGUCUGACAAGGCUGAAGGGCAAGGGCGGAUGGAGUCCGAGGACCAGGCUCCGGAGGUGCUGGAGUGGAUGCAGGAGGAUGAGAUCUACUUGGCUUCCGCUAGCUACUCGCAAGACUUGGGGAUCAACUUGACGUCGGAACUGCGUGGCUCAGCCGCCACCCGUCGCCUGAGCCUUGCCGCGGCCGAGACGCAGGGAGUCUUCGAGCUCUUUAGCUUCCAGCACCCCGGGGAUCUGGUGAACUUCAAGCUCCAGGCCUUCCUGAAUGGGAACAUCGUGGAGCUGGGUGCUCGGAUGGGUUUUGCAGACUUCCGGUCCUCAGAGAAGAGGUUCAAGCUCGUGGACAUUGCGGACCAAUUCGCUGUGGUGUUGUUUGCCAUCCCCUUUGUGUCCCAAGCCAGCAAAGACAAGGCGCUCGAGGCCUUGAGGGACUGGGCAAAGAAGGACGUGCCACCGGCGCCGCCCUUCGCGCCAAAACCCGGCUUGAGCGUUGCCCUUCACAACCAUCACUACAACCAGUACCUGAACAUGGCAUCCGAUGGCAAAGUGCACUCCAGUGCCACCCAUGACUUUCAGGAAGGCCUUCCUGGUGACUGGGUCUCGGAGCGUUGGACAGUGGUGGAUGCCGGCCACGGCUCGUUUGGGCUGCAUAACCAGGCAACGAACAGCAUCCUUUGCCAUGACGACGGAAACCUUUAUGGAAAAGCUUCCUCUGCCAGCGCCUUCAAUGACUGGCAAGAAUGCCGCUGGACACUGCGGCGGGGGGAAGGAUACUAUGGACUCAUGAGUGAUCAUACGAAAAGGUUCGUUUCCCUGGGGGACGACCACAAGGGCUACACGUGCCGGCCAAUGCGCGAGGAUGAGGAGUUUGACUCCGCUUGGUUUCGCCAGCAGUGGCAAUUUCAGGAGCUCCGCCCCUACCUGAAGCCAGGAAUGCUCGUGGGGCUCUACAGCCCAGGCUUCAAAGCUUGGCUUCGCAUGUCGCCCUCACAGAUGGACAAUCCAAGCUGGGAGCAGUGGACCCCGAGCAACUUCCAUGAUAAUCCUGAUCACUGGAACCGGGAGACGUACCGGGUGGUGGAUGCUGGGAACGGCGAGAUUGCCUUGUACAGCCCCUGGUACGGCCGCUACGUGGGUUUGAAGGACGACGGAGCGGUGAUUGUCAGCGACAAGGCGGAUCAGCUCCCUGCGGACUGGACUUGGGCGAGGUUCGCGGUGAUGCCGGCAGGCAGUGGCCUGAUUGCCUUGCACUGCACAGCAAACCAACGCAUGUUGCGUGCCAAGGGGCCUACUGAAGGCAUCGACGCCAGCGACCCGGUAAAGUCGGCGGCCAUCCUUCCUGGUAGCUGGUGGUGGCACAAGUGGCAAGUUGUCGAACCACCCAGCGCCCCCAUGCCUACCAUGCCCUCUGCUCCCGAGGGCUGGACUUUCUCUGCACGCUGA